Molecule: messenger RNA, 1170 nt
Organism: Striga hermonthica
Lineage: Eukaryota; Viridiplantae; Streptophyta; Magnoliopsida; Lamiales; Orobanchaceae
Source: the annotation of a GenBank genome assembly
AUGAGACCAACAGAUUCAGUGGGAGCUCAGAUAGAUGAGAUCGAGCGUACAGAAGAAGAGACAGAACCAGAAUCGGAUGAAUCGAUUGCUGAGAGCAGCACGCCUCUGGCACUGGGCCGAGAACCGAGGAUGAGAAGGGCCCCAGAUAGCGAUAGACAGAGUGCAAUCCAUCUGGCAAAGAACCCCGCGUUUCACUCGCGAACGAAGCACAUCGAGGUUAAGUAUCAUUUCAUCCGGCAACUUCUAAAGAAGAAGGUGUUGCAGCUGAAAAAGGUUCCGGGAGAGAGAAACCCUGCAGACAUGUUGACCAAGGCGAGCAAAAUGGCGCCGAUGGAAGCCGCGUCCGCGGCGGCGAUGCAGGCCGAGCAGCUCAGGCAAGACGGCAACGCGUACUUCAAGAAGGAUCGAUUUGGGGCCGCCAUUGAUGCUUACACCGAGGCUAUUACGCUGUGCCCUAAUGUCCCGAUAUAUUGGACGAAUCGGGCUCUGUGCCAUCGUAAACGGAAUGAAUGGGCAAGAGUGGAGGAGGAUUGCAGGAGGGCGAUUCAGCUCGAUCACCAUUCGGUAAAGGCACAUUAUAUGCUUGGUCUCGCACUUCUACAAGAGAAAGAAUUCGCAGAAGGUGUCAAAGAAUUGGAAAAAGCAUUGGACCUUGGGAGCGGUGCGAAUCCAAAGGGGUAUAUGGUAGAAGAGAUAUGGCAAGAGCUUGCACGAGCCAAGUACUUGGAAUGGGAACAUGAAUCCACUAAGCGUUCUAGCGAACUUCAAAACUUAAAACUUUGGUGUGAAGAAGCUCUGAAGGAGAAAUAUGCCCUUGCUGGUUCUCAAACUGAAGGUUUUGUAGAUGAAAAUACUCGCAAGUCUAAUCAAAAUCGGUUGGAAGCUUUAGACCGAGUUUUUAACAAAGCUGCUGAAAACGACUCUCCAACUGAGGUGCCGGAUUAUCUGUGCUGCAAGAUCACCUUAGACAUCUUCCGCGACCCUGUAAUUACUCCUUGUGGGAUUACAUACGAAAGAGCUGUGAUCCUAGAGCACUUGCAGAAGGUGGGUAAAUUCGACCCAAUCACCCGCGAAACCUUAUAUCCAUCCCAGCUUGUACCGAACUUGGCCUUAAAAGAAACUGUAAGAGCGUAUCUUGAUGAGCACGGUUGGGCUUAUAAGAUGGAUUGA